This is a messenger RNA of Pogoniulus pusillus (Red-fronted tinkerbird), 3122 nucleotides long. It is a transcript of the gene SGK1, whose product is annotated as serum/glucocorticoid regulated kinase 1. The record is from RefSeq and is a predicted model, not a curated record. Gene Ontology annotation, biological process: protein phosphorylation. Gene Ontology annotation, cellular component: nucleus; cytoplasm. Gene Ontology annotation, molecular function: phosphatidylinositol binding; protein serine/threonine kinase activity; ATP binding. The coding region runs from base 395 to 1975 and encodes 526 amino acids. NCBI's taxonomy places the organism in Eukaryota, Metazoa, Chordata, Aves, Piciformes, Lybiidae. The transcript is spliced from 14 exons.
GAAUCACACCACCUGAAGAAGAAUAGCAAAUUGAACACGGUAGCCUCACUGCUUACACGGUGAGCAGCACCCACAGGAUGCUAGGACUUGGGUUUAUUUGAGACCCACUUAGCCUGAGACUGAUCUCUGCCUGUGAUCUGAAAGCUGUCAGAGGGGUUUAUAGGAGGAUGUUUUUAAGAAGCUACUAGCGUGCUGCAUCUGAGAGGUGGAGAAGGCUGCUGGUGCUGCAGUAGCUGGUGCAGCAGGAUGGAUGUGUAAGGACGGCUGCCCGAGACGCGCCGCUGAGCCUCCCGUCCUGCUCUCUCUUCAUUCACUAAGGGCACACGGAAGCAAACGGAUGCGCUAAGCAAGUGCCACACUGGAUCUUACCGCUCUGUACCCUUCACUGUGGAAAAUGGUCAACAAAGACAUGAAUGGCUUUCCAGUCAAGAAGUGCUCAGCCUUUCAGUUCUUCAAAAAGAGGGUACGAAGGUGGAUUAAGAGCCCAAUGGUCAGCGUUGAAAAGCACCCACACACCAGCCUCAAAUACCCGGGGUCCACUGUGAUGCAUUUACCUCCAGCGGAUUCAGAGCUUGACCCUCCGCUGUGCCAAACCUGCCUGAGUGACCACACUUUCCAGCGAGGGAUCACUUCUCAGGAGGCUGAGUCCUGCUCCUGGGACAGCCAGAGAAGUACCAAAAUGAAGGAGCCCCAGAGCAAAGCAGACUCACUACUGAAGCCCGAGCCCAGACCUCUCUGGGGUGGCGAAGAGGCAGCUUUCAUGAAGCAGAGAAGAAUGGGGCUGAACGACUUUAUUCAGAAGAUAGCCACCAAUUCCUAUGCAUGCAAGCACCCUGAAGUUCAGACUAUCUUGAAAAUCUCCCAGCCUCAAGAGCCUGAACUUAUGAAUGCUAAUCCUUCUCCACCGCCCAGUCCUUCGCAGCAGAUCAAUCUUGGUCCAUCAUCCAACCCACAUGCCAAACCAUCUGACUUCCAUUUCUUAAAAGUUAUUGGAAAAGGCAGUUUUGGAAAGGUUCUCCUGGCACGGCAUAAGGCAGAAGAGCAGUUCUACGCUGUUAAAGUCCUGCAGAAAAAAGCAAUCUUGAAGAAGAAGGAGGAGAAGCACAUUAUGUCAGAACGCAACGUCCUGCUGAAGAACGUGAAACACCCCUUCCUGGUUGGCCUUCACUUCUCCUUCCAAACUGCAGACAAGUUGUAUUUUGUUCUAGACUACAUCAAUGGUGGAGAGUUGUUCUACCAUCUCCAAAGGGAGCGUUGCUUCCUGGAGCCCAGAGCCCGUUUUUACGCUGCUGAAAUUGCCAGUGCAUUGGGCUACUUGCACUCCCUCAACAUUGUCUAUCGUGACCUGAAGCCAGAGAAUAUCCUGCUUGAUUCCCAGGGCCACAUUGUCUUGACUGACUUCGGGCUCUGCAAAGAAAACAUAGAGCACAAUGGCACAACCUCCACCUUCUGCGGCACGCCAGAGUAUCUUGCACCUGAAGUUCUUCAUAAGCAGCCCUAUGACCGGACUGUGGACUGGUGGUGCCUUGGAGCAGUCCUUUAUGAGAUGCUUUAUGGCCUGCCACCCUUCUACAGCAGGAACACAGCAGAGAUGUAUGACAACAUCCUGAACAAACCCCUACAGCUGAAGCCAAACAUCACCAACUCAGCUAGACAUCUCCUGGAAGGCCUUUUGCAGAAGGACAGGACAAAGAGGCUUGGUGCCAAGGAGGACUUUAUGGAGAUUAAGAAUCACAUCUUCUUCUCCCCAAUUAACUGGGAUGAUCUCAUUAAUAAGAAGAUUACACCCCCUUUUAACCCAAAUGUGAGUGGCCCCAAUGACCUGCGACACUUUGAUCCGGAGUUUACAGAUGAGCCAGUCCCCAACUCCAUCGGACAGUCCCCAGACAGCAUUCUCAUCACCGCCAGCGUCAAGGAAGCCGCUGAGGCUUUUUUGGGCUUCUCCUAUGCGCCACCCGUGGACUCUUUCUUGUGAACGUUUUUCUUUAUCUCCUAAAAUAAUAACAACAACUAUUAUUAUUUUCAUUUUUGUUUGGCCUUCUGGUGGCACUGCCAGUUGACCAGUCAUCUUGAAAAGAGAAUUUGCACAUUUCCACCAUGGCAGCUUUGCAGCCUUAAUUUCAACUACACUGUUUGCUGGAAGCUAUUUUGAAGAGCACAUCACUCUCUAAACGAGCUCUGCAGGCUUUUUCAUUUCGUUUGUUCUUCCCCCCCCCCCCACCAAAGCGGUGCUGUCUCCUCGGGAAAGAAAAACAAAAGAGUGACUGCUGCCACAGCCUGCCGCGGCAGAUCGUAGGAGUAAGAACAAGCCGGUUUGAACAUCGUGCUCUGAAAAGCCUUGCCUGAAGAUCUAUCUGAACGUGAUGAGGAUAUUAUGAAAUGUGCCUUUUUCUGAUGAGAUCUCGUGAGCGCCAAAGCUUUCCCUGUUGCAGAUUGUGUUUCUCAAGUUCAUUUAUGUGGGUUUACUAUGUGAACAAAUGGUAUGCGUGUGGUCUGCGUACUACAGAUGGACUUCGUUUAAAGCAUCAGUGUGACACUUGCAGGAUACCACAAUGUGGGGCGUUGUUUGUUUCUUCCAUAUUUGGAAGAUAAAUUAAGUGUAAUUUUGAAAUUUCUUUUGUAAAUCUCUACAGUCAACUACAACGAUUUGAAACGGGCUCACAAUUAACUCGUAUCCAAAUGCUUGAAAGAAAGCAUUGCUGCUAUGAAAAAGAAAAAAAAAAAGAUUUCUAUUUUUAGAAAGGGUUUUUAUGGACCAAAAUGCCCCAGCUGCAGUCAGUCAAAGCUGUUGAUUUAUUUUUUUUUCUUGAUUUUAUUUUAUUUUCCCCCCCCUCCUUCUUUUUGUUUAAGUUUUAAAAGAUGUCAUCUGUAAAAUGGGCAUUAUUUAUGGGUUUGGGGUUUGGGGAUUUUUUUUUCAUUCCUGGUUGUAUGUAUUGUAAAGAAAAGAUCUGUACAUUCAGUUGUAACUCUAGAUGUAUAUUUAAACUUACAGACUUAACUUGUAAUGUAUACCAUCAUUGUAAUGUAAUAUAAUUAACAUGGUUACAUGUAGCUUUGGUUCUUUUUUUUUUUUUUGGUGACCAAACCCCUUGGUUUGCAGUAAAAUACUUCCACAAACUUGU